AUGUCGGUUGUGGAUGGAUUGCCGUUUGCAGAGGAUAAGAAGGAUUACAUCCUCCAGACCCUCGACCCCAUUUUGGAGGAGAUGGUCAGUGACGUCCUCCAGGAGAUGCCAACUAUCCCGAUGGACUUCAUGAUCCAGUGGCUCAACAAGCGAGCAGGAAAGGCCGCAGCAUUCAGCGAGCAUGUCUCUGUGACCCAGAGGAACCAGAUGCUGAAGCAAGAACUGCGUUCCUUGCAGGAAUCUUUACAUGAGGCAAGCACUGCGGCCGUUUCAGCCGUUGAAAAUGUGGAGGAUGAAGAGGAAGAGGAAGACGAUGAAGACGAUGAGCCCCCUGAGGGUUGGCUCAAGUCUGAGGAGAGUCAGUCGAAGACCCGCACGUCGGUGAGUGCUGAAGCAUAUGGAGAGUGGAAUGCCAAGAAAGCUUUCACACCGCCAAAUCAUCCAAAGAGUGACGAUCAAAAGCAGCGCUUGAAGCAGACCCUUAACAAGAGCUUCAUGUUUUCAGCCUUGGAAGAGAAGGACAUGCAGUUGGUCUUGGGUGCCAUGAAGGAGUGCAAGGUUGAGGCUGGAGAGAAAGUCAUCACCGAGGGUGACAAUGGUGACUUCCUUUUCGUGAUCGAGAAGGGUACGUUGAAUUGCAUCAAGUCUGUGAAUGGUGAGGAAAAGGUGGUGAAGACGGUCAACGAGGGCGAUGUGUUUGGAGAGCUUGCACUUCUCUACAACUGCCCUCGUGCAGCUUCGGUUAUGGCUGCGGAUGCCUGCAUCUGCUGGCAGCUGGACCGAGAGUCCUUCAAUCACAUCGUGAAGGAUGCCGCUGUGGCUCGCCGCACCAAGUAUGACGAGUUCCUGAAGUCAGUGAAUCUGCUGUCCUCUUUGGAGGCCUAUGAGCGCUCUCAGAUUGCAGAUGCUUUGGUGGCAGAGACUUGCAAGAAGGGUGAUACCAUUGUCAAGCAGGAUGAUCCUGGUGACAAAUUCUACAUUGUGGAGGAGGGAAGUCUCUAUGCGCUGAAGAACUUUGGCAGUGAAGAAAAGCGAGUGAUGGAGUACAAGCCUGGAGACUACUUCGGCGAGUUGGCUUUGUUGAAGAAUCAGCCACGGGCUGCCAGUGUAGUGGUGGAGAGUGAGACUGCCAAGGUGCUGUCCAUGUCUCGAGUCUCCUUCAACAAGAUGCUUGGCCCAAAUCAGCUGGAUUUUGGACAUCGAACCCGCAGCAAGGUUGCCAGCACCCCAGCAAUGGCCAUUUUGCCAUUCCUAUUUCGACGCACGCAAGUCACGGUUGCCGAGGACACUCCUUUGGCUCGUUCGUCAACUCCUCAGUCCUUGGCACAUCCAGUACACAUCCUAAGCUGUGGGAACUCUGGGAACACCUUUGUCUCUGCAACCUGCAUGAGAACAGGCUGGACCAGCUUCGUUGAGCAGAUGUCCGAAACAGAUUUGGACGACAUGAAAACAGAUGACCUGCGACAGGAACUUGUUGAGGCUACACGGUUGCUGGCCACCAAAGAGACGCUACAGGGCGAAGCGUUGCACUGGGCGCAAGUGGCCUGCCGUGUGCCAUUGGACUUCAGGUCUAUGGCUGGUAAGGAGCAAUGCCCCAAGGAGGACUAUGCGCAUUUGCUGACAGUUGCUGAGACUCAACAAAUCCUACACCUGCUGAAAGCAACGCCGGAUCAGGAGGCUCGAAUGCUGCCGUUGUUUUUCAAGCGAAACCUGGAGAGUCAGGGAGGAGGCAAAGAUGCUCAUCUCGCAGAUGUGAUUCUCUUCGCCAUGGCUGCAGCAGCAUCUGCCAAGUUGAAGAAACCUUCGCUUUGGCGGGAGUUCUGGCAGCGAUCGUCUGGACAAACCCAGGCCAUGUUGGCCUUCUGCUUCAUUGCAAGGAAGCCUGGCUAUGGCCGUGCUGCCUUUGCAGAAGUUUUAGGAGGUCAGGGACAAGAGAACAUACAGCAGCUGGUGAGUUUGGCUGAUCCUUUGCUUCACCCUUUUCUCAACCGCUGCCUGGAAGUGAUUGAAAAGGCAAACAUUCUGGCAGUGCCUUCGAGUUGGGGAUGGACUGCACUCAGACUGCAUGCUGUUGGGAUUCCAUGGAUCAUUUCCUCCCGAGCUUUUCCUGGCUUAGGAUCAGUUGUGAGUCGUGCUUCCCGCAUUCUGAAGCACUGCAUAGUUAUAUGUCAUAUGUAG
Cladocopium goreaui is the source of this 2178-nucleotide messenger RNA. NCBI's taxonomy places the organism in Eukaryota, Dinophyceae, Suessiales, Symbiodiniaceae. The record is from the annotation of a GenBank genome assembly.